This is a messenger RNA of Vanessa atalanta (red admiral), 5411 nucleotides long. It is a transcript of the gene loco, whose product is annotated as regulator of G-protein signaling loco. Gene Ontology annotation, biological process: signal transduction. The transcript has 10 exons. Gene Ontology annotation, molecular function: protein binding; GTPase activator activity. Lineage: Eukaryota; Metazoa; Arthropoda; Insecta; Lepidoptera; Nymphalidae. Bases 172 to 3780 code for a protein of 1202 amino acids. The record is from RefSeq and is a predicted model, not a curated record.
CCUCGAAACUUUCUUGAGCUUUGAAAUUCUUGUUUUUCUAGUUUCCUUACUUUGAAUAAUCGAUUGGCACGCCUAACUCAACAAUUUAAUAUCAGUUUUAUUGAAGAAAAGUACUUAAAAAACCCUUUUGUAAUGUGAAUCCAAGUUUAUAAUCAGUGAAAAGUUUUCGCGAUGGUGCCUCAACAGCAAAGACGGAGACGCCGUAGAGCAGCUUUAUCACGGACCACGGAGCGACGGGUUAUAGUUGUAAGGGGUCCCGGUGGUUUCGGAUUUACCAUAGCGGGGCAGCGACCCUGUGUGGUGUCGGCUGUUGCUGCUGGCGGGCCAGCGGAAAGAGCCGGACUACGAGCUGGGGAUGCUUUACUAGCUGUUGACGGAGCGAGUGUAGCUAGAGCUCCACAUGCGUCUGUCGCUCGACUUGUCGCAGCAGCCCCUGGGCCGAUAGCACUGAGUGUGGCGCCGAGAGAAUCACCGCCUACAGAUACGGAAGACACAGAACCUGAAGAGCGAGCAAGAACAAGACGAAGAUACCCUCCUCCGCGCCGCAGACCGCAACCAGCCAUGCUACAUCAUCCAGGUUGCCAAGCGGCUCCGAGUACAUCGAGUGUCAACGAAAUUUUGCAGAAUCUGAGUCGCGCACAACUCACGCCAAGUCACAUCGCCAGACUCGAAUGUCGCGCUGUGGUUGGGUAUUUGGGAACGAUCGAGACACCACAGGCCUCCCCGAGUGCUGCUCCGGGUAACGUGCGCACCGCUGUACGUAAACUAAGACAAGAAAGACGCACAGCUGCUCCCGUAUUACUAUCCGUUCUUCCAAACGCUUUGCUCCUUCGACGACCGAACGGUCAAGUUCUUGCUCAAUAUCAAAGAGAGAGAAUCGUUUACGCGGGCUGCGGUUCAGAUGCCGAUAGGCGGUUUUUUGGACUCGUCACAGCAGCUGAGAUUACUGAUUUAGAGGCGGAAGCAUCGCACAGUUGCCACGUGUUCGCCGUCGAUCCCCGUAUGGCCGAACACGAGGCUCAUUGCGUAAGAGCGAGGGAAUUUCAAGUGUCCUGCACUAGGGAUCCGGUUGCAGAACGUUGUUUGGAAUUUCCUCCAUCUGCGGAGUAUGUUGUCGGUGUCAUACGAGGCAUGUACUCGCUGCCACCAGACGAUUGUGCUAGUCCUACGAUUCAGCAGAUAUCGAAGCUAGCCGUAAAAGGAGAUAGUCCAGCAUUGGGAAAUUUUUCGAGAUGCAAUCGGCCAGUGAUAAGAGGUCCACGAGAUCGAAGACCGAGAGACGAGGCACGAAUCGAACCCCCGGAGUUCGUAGCAAAUUCUCCACAGCCAAGCAAUCACAGCGAGGUGACAACAACAUCGAGCAAUAGCGACUCUGGUAUCGGCUUUCAUAACGACUGUCGUAACAUAGCGGAUAGGAUAUUAGUCGUCGAUUUCGCUGGACAACAACCGGCACCGAAUCGUUUCCGCCAGGAUAUGCCGCGAAGGCCUCUAGGCUUAGUUGGGUGUAGUAGCUUCGAAGCGGACGGUUCAUUUCUCUCGAAUACUACACCUGUUGUCGACGGAUUUGGUGGCCAAGGACGGCCUUUAAAUUUAGAUGAUGUAAUUCUGAACGCUAAUGAUCUUCCGCGUCAACUGAACAACAGGACUGACGAGGAUACGUACAACUACAACAAUGUGUACGGCAAUGUUCCAUCCAGUUCGAGGAGCUUCAAUGGAGCGGUGUACGAUCAGGUGUACACGGAGAACGAGGGUCAUUACGAAUUCAUUCCAUCACAUCUAGAAAUGGAUGAAAUAGAUCGCGUUGCGGAGACCUUUAAUUCGGUGGAAAUAUAUGAAGAACGGCAGCACCGAGUCGAUUACCAGUCGACUGAGUCGGUGGAGAACGUUACGGUUAUAUCCGGAACGAGUAAGGCGAGUGUCGAUUCUGUAUCUGUUUACUCGUCUCGGAGUCACGAGGACACACGACCGGCUCGGAAGAAACACUUGCAAGCGUCUCUGGAUGAUAUGCUAGUAUGCGGGCUCAGGGAUCCUCCCGCACCUAUAGAUAAAGACGACGGCAAGUUUCUUCACCCCGGAACUGUUAAAUGCAAGAUUCGAAAAUCGAAACCGCUGAACAUCCUCAGUAAAACCCGACACAUCCUCACGGGCAAGGCGGACAGACAGCGACAGCGGGAGCGGGAGCGGAAGUCGCUGAGUGCGAGCGCGGGGGACGUGUCGGGCGCGGGGGGCGCGGGGGACGCGGGCGCGCUGCCCGCCGCCGCCAGCGAGCCCGACCUCAGGGACGCGCAGAGUGAACAGUCGUCCCCGUUCAGACGUUGGACGACAGGCAGCGGUGCCGGCAGCUCGUACCGCCAUCACGACCAUCGCAUCUACAGCAAGCAGCAAAUGAGCGAAGGUUCAGCGUCGGUGCCAGCCAAUAACAACACGAGCUGCGGCGGCGUGGCGAGAUGGUCGCUCGGCCUCGAGCAACUGCUGGCCGACCCGCCCGGCGCGGCCGCGUUCGCGCACUUCCUCUCCAAAGAGUUCGCCGCUGAAAACAUUAGAUUCUGGUGGUCAUGUGAGCAGUACAGAUGCUGCGAGGAAGACGAGAAACGAAGUAAUCUCGCUGCAGAGAUUUGGCAGAGGCACCUCGCUGAGGGAGCCUCGGAGCCCGUAAACGUAGACGCUGCAGCCAGACGAGCAGCAGCGCUCAGGCUGCACCAGCAGCCGCCCCCACAGGACCUUUUCGCACAGGCCCAGAAGCAAAUCUUCAACGUGAUGAAGUUCGACAGCUACCCGCGCUUCCUGCGCUCGGGCGUGCACGCAGAGUGCGCACGCGCAGACCUGCGCGGCUUGCCGCCGCCGUACGCGGCGACAGACGCAACUAAGCUCAAGAAGUCGUCGUCGAACGCGUCGGAGCGGCGGCGCAGCGGCUCGCUGCUGCCGUGGAAGGCGCGCGCGUCCUCGCGCGAGCGCAGCGCCUCCAGCGCCGACCGCGAGCCCGCCGCGCCCGCCGCGCCCGCCGCGCCGCUCGCCACCGACGUUGUGAAGUCGAGCCAGACGGGCGACGGGCAGUGCUCGCUGUGCCGCGUCGUGCUGCCCGACGGCGCCACGUCCGUGGUGGGCGUGGACGACGCCGUGACCGUGCGGCGCCUCGUGGACCGGCUGCUGGCGCGCCGCAACCUGCCGUGCGGCGCCUACGACGUGCUGCUGCGCGAGGGCGCCGUGGACGGCGCCGCGCCCUCGUCCGCGCUGGGCGGGCGCGAGGCGCGCGUGGAGCGGCGCGUCGUGCUGCGCGUGGCGCUGGGUGCGCGCGCCGUGGCCGUGCGCUGCCGGCCCGCGCGCCGCCUGCGCCACGUGCUGCGCCCCGUGCUGCAGCGCUACGCCGCGCCGCCGCACGCGCCGCGCGCCGCGCUACUGGCCGGCGCGCCGCUGCACCCCGACACGCCCGUGCACGAGCUGGAUGGCGCUCGCAUCCGCAUCGUGGAGCUGUCGCCCGCCGCGCCCGAGCUGGCGCUGGCGUUGGACGCGCCCGACGACGACGCCGACUCGCUCAGCGACGUGGCGCUGCGCCUGCACGACGACGACGACGCGGCGGGCGGGCGCGGCUCCGUGUGCAGCGCCUCCAGCGCCGGCGAGGGCCGCGUGCGCGCCGCGCUGCGGGCCGGCGCCGCGCUGCACCACCACCCGCCCGAUUUUUUAGAGAAUCUCCGCGAAACUCAAAGACAGAGGCUCCAGCCGCGAACCCCCCCGCCCCUGCCGCCCAAGCCCGCGCAGCGCACCGCGCCCACCGUCGUCUGAACACGAGCCCACGCGUGGCACCACCUGUCGCCAUCGGACACGUUACACCGUGGGAAACGGACCAACGAGCCUCGCGAGUGGCUAUCUUACUACAGUCGAUCUAAAAGAGGCCAAAAGAAAUUGUACUUUAUAAGAAACACAUAAGUAUCAAUAUCGCAGGAAGCCACUCGAACCGCCCGCCACAAAUGAAGACGCUAAAAACGAAGCGGGCUCCCCGUCGAUAUCCAAACGUCAUACUUCCAAACGUGCUACGGAAAAAUACACUCUAUUCGUGUAAUCUCAAGCCUUAAUGUCACGUGUAACGAGGUAUCUGAGAAUAAAUGAAAGAGUAAUUUCAAUAAGACAAAGAAAUUAUCUAUAAAAUAUUUAAUUUUAAGUAUAUUAAAUGACAAAUGAUUUUGAUUGUAUAGUGUUACACUAGCUGUACUAUAAUAUACAUGAGACUUAUCCAAAUGAGCUGUUACACAGACAGACAUAUUUCAAAAUAAAUCUCUAUGGUUGUAUUAUCUAUGACCUUGAAUUCACUCGAAAGCAAAAUUGUGUAAAUAAAAAUUAAUUUAAGUUUAUAUUCUAGUUUUAAAGAUAUAUACAGUCUUCCUAACAAAUUUCUAUGUUUUUUUAAUAAAAACAAAUAUUUUAUCUACAAACAAUGUAAAACUAAAAUCUGUUACGAUAAUCUCAUAUUGUAAUAAAAGAAUUACCUCAAGUAAUAUAAUAUAUUAACUGUUCAAAAUCUCUAUUGUAAACAUUUCAAAUUAUGGGAAUAUCGCACUAAAAUUAUCCAUACUAGCAUAGCUUGGACAUUCGUCUGUUUUAUGGACAUUUAUUGCAGGAAAUGUGACUAAUUUUUGUGCAUUUUUUCUAAUAUUAUGAGUGUCAGGUACUUUAGGAGUGAUAGGUCGCGAGCGAAUAUCAUGAGGGCGCUGCCUGCUCUAUGAAGCUAUGAAAGGCCUUACCAUGGUUCACUUCAGUAUAAAAUAUUAAUAAUAAAUACCGAAAUAAACUAGAUUAAUAGAGAAUUAGAAAAAUAGUAAACACAUGCACCCUUCUCAUUCCAAUAGUAGCGACCUCUUUUUUUUGAGAGAAUCGCGGUUCUUUUUCCAGUACGUACAACUGUAUAGACCACACUGGUUUCAUUUUCGCCUACUGCUCUAAAUGUCCAUCUACAAUGAUACUGGCAUAAUAUUAGGCACAAUUGCGUAUGUAACAUGAAAAAAUAAACUAAUAUACCAAAUAGACCUAUGUAAAUCAUAUCAAAAAUCCGUACCUUAGAACUAUUCUCUAACAAAUAGAUUUUAACGCAUUUGUUAUAAUUAUAUUAAUAAUGGACCAUCUACUUUAAUUGUAUAAAGUUACAAUGUAAAUUUGUAAAUAUUAUGUAAAUAUGUGAACGAUCUUUAUUUAAAUUAAAGGUAUUCUCAAAUAAGUAUUUGCUUAAUGUAUUUUUAUAGAUGAUUUAUUAUGGGAGGAUCUUUGUAUGCUAUCGGUGUAGUCUAGCACCACUAGGCUUAGAGGCAACUUUAGUGAUUUGUAUAUUAUAAAAAGAUGAUUAUUUGUAACGUUUGAUUUUGAAUUUAAAUUAAUUUAUUGUAAUAUAUAGUGUGACAACAUUGAAGCUCAGAUUUAUUGAU